Haliotis rufescens (red abalone) is the source of this 492-nucleotide messenger RNA. Its product is annotated as sodium-dependent dopamine transporter-like. The record is from RefSeq and is a predicted model, not a curated record. Bases 1 to 492 code for a protein of 163 amino acids. Lineage: Eukaryota; Metazoa; Mollusca; Gastropoda; Lepetellida; Haliotidae. Gene Ontology annotation, biological process: sodium ion transmembrane transport. Gene Ontology annotation, cellular component: membrane. The transcript is spliced from 3 exons.
AUGGCUCGUGAGCGUUGGCUUCAUCAUCUGGACUACUUGAUCACGCUAGUCGGUUAUAGCGUCGGUGCUGGGACGUUUCUAAAGUUCCCAUAUCUGUGUAUGCGGAACGGCGGGGGUGCUUUCCUCCUUCUCUUCAUGCUGUUUACCGUUAUCGGCGCCAUCCCCUGUGUAUUUGUGGAGAUGGUCAUUGGUCAGUUCUCGCAGAGUGGUCCUGUCACAGUAUGGAACAUGUGCCCUCCAUUCAAAGGAAUAGGACUGGGGACAGUAGUCAUCUCGUGGAUAUACGCCACCUACAACUCGGCGAUAUUCGCCUGGUAUAUGUACUACUUCUUCAAUUCCUUCUCAACCUACCUUCCAUGGACGCAUUGCAGCAACGAGUGGAACACGCCCAGUUGUGUAUCGCACAACACAGACGUCAACGACGUUAACAACAACGUCUCCACAAAUGUUACCAUCGGGGGCUUGACAGCUGCAGAGGAAUAUUGGAGGUAG